Staurois parvus is the source of this 455-nucleotide messenger RNA. NCBI's taxonomy places the organism in Eukaryota, Metazoa, Chordata, Amphibia, Anura, Ranidae. The record is from the annotation of a GenBank genome assembly.
AUUCACUAUAUCUGGUCUUCCACAGUACACAGAACAUGGAAAUGCAAUUAUUUUAGUAAAUUUAAACUGCUAAAUACCUUUUUCCUUCUAUCAGUGUUCAGCAGAGCACUGGUUAAAGCUUAUAGGAGGAGUCUUCUUUCUGCUCUAGGAGGAUGCAUGACCCCUGACCUCUAUUUGGACAGUGCUGAUUGCCCCUUUGCUGAUCACAUGCACUCCCCCCCAAAAAAAAAAUCCUCUCUAGCAAUACACACUAAACUGAGCAUCUGCAGAAUGUCUCCACACAAUAUGUCUUAUCAGGAGAUAAGAGGGGAGCACUGAAGAAGGGGAGGAUCAGAGAAGUCAGGAUCAAACAGCAGUUUUAUACAAUGCAGAGGAUUAUCCCCUUAGGCUCCACAGUGAGUUCAACCAGCAUGCUUUACUGCAUAUACAGACUGAUUUUACUACUGUGGGUUUAG